AGUUACCAAGCAUGGUCAUCAGAAACUAAUUGAACACAAAACAGUUCAUUAAGAGAACAUAACGAUGAAGAUGAAAGGAAAUCCAAUUUUAUUGAUAGUAGUAUUAAAUUUGUUUGGUGUAAUUUGUGUUGGAGAAUCAAGAAAAUCAUCAGGUGAUAUAAGUGAAACAGAGAAUGAGAAGAAAGUAUAUAUUGUGUAUAUGGGAGCAGCUGAUUCAUCAAAUGCUUCCCUUCGCAAUGAUCAUGCUCAUCUAUUAAACAGAGUGUUAAGAAGGAAUGAGAAAGCUCUAGUAAGAAACUACAAACACGGAUUCUCAGGCUUCGCAGCUCAUCUAUCAAAAGAAGAAGCAAACUCAAUUGCUCAACAACCUGGUGUUGUUUCUGUCUUCCCUGAUCCCAUUCUCAACCUUCACACUACACGUUCAUGGGAUUUCCUCGACUUGCAAACUCAUGUCAAAAUCGACACUCACUCAGAUUCUUCUUCUUCUGCUUCUUCUUCUUCAUCCAACGUCGUAAUUGGCUUACUAGACACAGGUAUAUGGCCAGAAGCAGUAAGUUUUUCAGACAAGGGAAUGGAUUCAAUUCCAUCCAGUUGGAAAGGCAGUUGCAUGAAAUCAAUUGAUUUUAACUCAUCCAACUGUAACAGGAAGUUAAUAGGAGCAAGGUAUUACCCAAACCCUGACCAGAAAGAUGACCCGGACAACACGCCAAGGGAUACAUAUGGACAUGGGACCCACACGGCGUCGACGGCGGCAGGUAGCGUUGUCAGUGGAGCAUCUUACUACGGUAUCGGGGAAGGUACAGCACAAGGUGGGUCCCCUGAAUCGAGAUUGGCGGUAUACAAAGUGUGCUUAAAAGACAUUGGGUGUUCUGGUUCGUCCAUCCUUGCGGGGUUCGACGAUGCGAUUGCCGAUGGAGUUAAUGUGCUUUCGCUGUCGCUUGGCGCGUCACCGGAUUUUCGACCCGAUUUGGCAACCGACCCGGUUGCAAUCGGAGCGUUUCAUGCUGUGGAGCGUGGCAUUCUCGUGGUUUGCUCCGCUGGGAAUUCUGGACCAGAUCCCGAAACUGUUGUUAAUGAUGCUCCUUGGAUUUUUACCGUUGGAGCCACUACCCUCGAUCGCUUUUUUCAAUCCAAUGUCGUAUUGGGUAAUAACAAACUUAUUAAGGGUGAAGCCAUAAAUUUAUCCCCUCUUUCAAAAUCCCCCGAUUAUUCUUUAGUACAUGGUGAGUCUGCCAAAGCAAUUAGCGCCAGUUUAGAUGAUGCAAGGAAGUGUCACCCAAAUUCAUUAGAUGAGAAAAAAGUGAAAGGAAAGAUUGUCUUAUGCGAUGGCAUAGAUGAUGUUUAUUUGACUGGUUUUAAAGUUCAACUGGUGAAAGAUGCGGGUGGAAUAGGUCUUGUUCAUGUUACUAACCAAGAUCUCACAAUGGCCACAAAUUCUGUUGACUUCCCAGCAACUGACGUAAAUCCCAAAGAUGCUGCCACACUCCUCCAAUAUGUCAAUUCAACAAAGAAUCCAGUGGCAACAAUUCUACCAACAGUUACAGGCAUUAAUUAUAAGCCUGCGCCCGUGGUGGUAGCCUUUUCAUCCAGAGGGCCUUCAGCGCUUUCAAAGAAUAUUCUCAAACCUGAUAUUGCAGCACCAGGAGUUGACAUUCUUGCAGCAUGGAUUGGCAAUGACUCAUCAAGGGUUCCAAAAGGGAAAAAGCCCUCACCAUAUUACAUUGCCUCAGGGACUUCUAUGUCAUGCCCACAUGUUUCAGGCCUUGCAGGCAGCAUCAAAGCUCAGAACCCUACUUGGAGUCCCUCUGCAAUCAGAUCAGCAAUCAUGACCUCUGCAAAUCAAAUUAACAAUAUGAAUGCUCCUAUUACAACUGAUUCAGAGUCAGUAGCCACGCCUUAUGACUAUGGAGCAGGGGAAAUAACAACAUCUGAACCAUUUCAACCAGGGCUAGUUUAUGAAACCACCACCGUUGACUACUUGAACUACUUGUGUUACCUUGGAUUCAAUAUAACCACAAUUAAGAUUAUCUCCAAAACUGUCCCAGAUAGUUUCAGUUGCCCCAAGGAUUCAACUCCUGAUCAUAUUUCCAAUAUCAACUACCCUUCCAUAGCAAUCUCCAACUUCAAUGGGAAAGGAACCGUGAAUGUGACUAGAACUGUUACAAACGUUGGUGAAGAGGAUGAAACGGUCUACUCCUCCGUUGUGAACGCUCCGAGUGAGGUGAAUGUCAAGUUGAUUCCCGAGAAACUCCAAUUUUCGAAAAACAGCAAAAAACUAAGCUACCAAGUUAUUUUCUCCUCGACUUCAACUUUGAAGAAGGAAGAUCUGUUUGGAUCCAUUACCUGGAGUAAUGGUAAACAUAGUGUUCGAAGUCCUUUUGUAUUAGCUAUGUAACUAAAUGUUCAUAAGAGAAAAAACUAUGUAGCUAAAUUAAAAGAAUUAUGAAUAAAUACAAGCUGAGUUCUUGUAGAUACCUA
Cicer arietinum (chickpea) is the source of this 2478-nucleotide messenger RNA. RefSeq names its product CO(2)-response secreted protease-like. Gene Ontology annotation, molecular function: serine-type endopeptidase activity. The record is from RefSeq and is a predicted model, not a curated record. Gene Ontology annotation, biological process: proteolysis. NCBI's taxonomy places the organism in Eukaryota, Viridiplantae, Streptophyta, Magnoliopsida, Fabales, Fabaceae.